GGCUCUAGUCGAAGUAGACUGUUGACAGUGUGGUUUGGCCUCUUACAUAAUGGCUGGAACAGUUUUAACGCGGUGUGUGAGCAGGACUUUACUCUCAGUAUCUGGUGCAAAAAACAUCCGAAUCAGGGGGACUAACCGGCGCUACUGGACAGCUUCAAGAAGGACUGCCACUGAGCUGAUUAGUGGAAGAGCUACAUUCCUCCUGGGCCUCCCCACACUUUCCUGCCUGGUUUACGAAGCUUAUCAUAGGGUGCAGAGUUCACCCGUGGUCCACGCUCUAGAAAAAGAGGAGGUUUUGGAGCAGGCUGACUACCUGUAUAGCUGUGCAGAGACAGAGAAGCUGUACCACCUGCUGCUGCGGUACAAGGACAGUGAUGAUGCAGAGUGCCUGUGGAGGCUGGCUCGGGCGUCUCGUGACCUGGCCCUCAUGACCAACUUGGAGGCCAGACGGAAAAAGGAGCUGGUUUAUGAGUCCUUAGAUUAUGCAAAGAAGGCACUGGAAAAAGAUGAGAAGUGUUUUGCAGCGCACAAAUGGUAUGCAGUAUGUCUCAGUGAUGCUGGGGAAUACGAGGGAGUCAAGGUGAAAAUUGGGAAUUCAUACAUCAUCAGGGAACAUCUAGAGAGAGCCAUCCAGCUCAAUCCCAAGGAUGCCACUUCCAUACAUAUUUUGGGUUACUGGUGCUUUGCUUUUGCUGAGCUGCCAUGGUAUCAACGCAAAGUGGCGGCUGCAAUUUUUUCAUCACCACCUACGUCCACAUAUGAGGAGGCUUUGGAAUUCUUCCUGAAAGCCGAAGAAGUUGAUCCAAACUUCUACAGUACAAACCUGCUAAUGCUCGGGAAGACCUACAUGGCCAUGAAAGACAAACAGAAUGCACUUCUUUGGCUAACCAAAGCAAAAGAGUACCCUGCUCACACACUGGAAGACAAAGAGGUCCAUAAAGAAGCUGUUGACCUCUUGAAGAAGCUAGGAUAAAGCGGUCAUCACCAUUGAGUUGAAUGUGACGCCUUUGAUAUAUUAGGUUGUGUUAAUUAUCGCUAACAAAAUGUUUUCUUUUUAUGAUUUUGUAAUAAUACUGUAGAACUGAGUGGGCUUGCACACAGCAUACAUACCUCUUUUAUAGUUAAGGCAAUGUCCAGUCAUCCAGCUUUGAGUUUAGUUAAUGCAACGUUUGUAUUUUUUCAAUUCUUUCAAUCCAUUCAUGCCUGAAUUCCUCUUGCUGAUUUUUCUGACAUUGACUUUAGAGGCGAGCACAUUGCAUUUGCUGGACCAAAAUGUAAAACGUUUUUGAUACCAAAUCACCGCACAAAUGUUUCUAUUGUUCGUCGAGGUCAAGUCAAAAGACAAAUGGUUUUAUGUUUGGGAGGGGUGGACUGGGGAAAAGUUGCAAAUGAAUUACAUUUUUAGAACUUGUAAGUGUAAUCAAGAAAGUUAACCAAUGUCAUUACCAAACUGGAUCUGUAUACUUACAAUUCACGCACUGUAGUAUCUGCUUUCUCAAAUCAAAUGUACAUUUUAUUCAAGUAUACGCAUUUACUUUAAUCUUUGCCACAAUUGCUUUAACUUAAUGAUUGUUUUUUCAACAGCAUAGGAUGAACUGAACUGUUAAUGAUACAAAAUAACCCAGGACAAGUCAUACCGUCUAUGGGACAAGCACAUUUGUGCUCAAUUGUUGCCACUGUGAUUGCAAUUGUUACUAAAUGGCACUUUACAACUGUGGCCUUGUGUGGUUUGUCUUCAACACAUUCCCCAUGACACCAGUCAUGUUGGCAAGGAGGUGCCUCCAAUAAAAAAAAUUAGUGGAA
Messenger RNA from Micropterus dolomieu (smallmouth bass), 1803 nucleotides. It is a transcript of the gene rmdn1, whose product is annotated as regulator of microtubule dynamics 1. The record is from RefSeq and is a predicted model, not a curated record. Gene Ontology annotation, molecular function: microtubule binding. Gene Ontology annotation, cellular component: spindle microtubule; mitotic spindle pole; cytoplasm. Bases 50 to 973 code for a protein of 307 amino acids. NCBI's taxonomy places the organism in Eukaryota, Metazoa, Chordata, Actinopteri, Centrarchiformes, Centrarchidae. The transcript is spliced from 10 exons.